AUGUCGACGUUCUAUGCACUUGGAAGUCUCCACCUUCGUGAGAGCAACAAGAGAUUCAAGAAGAUAACUACACAUGAGGAGAGAGAGACUACCGUUCGAGUGAUCUGGGAUGUUAACACUUGCCCUCUCCGGGACGAAGGGAACGGGUUCGUGUACGAUCCUAAGAGCUUCAAGGAGAACAUCAGCAAAGCGCUCCAUCAUCUCAGCCCCAAACUCCGUGUUGAGGAGAAGAUGUUUGCCGCCGGCGUUUUCAGUGCCGGAGAUUCAGCUACUUUUGGCCAAGUUUCUACUAUCGUGAAGUGCGAUCACCGUUUUUAUGUCUGCAGUGGUUGUAAGGGUAAAGAAGGGGCAUUCACUCCGAAAACAACUCCUGAAGUUUUCACCACUCUUCAAGAACAUCUUCUGGGCGACGCGAUCGAUCGAGACUCCCCGGGCAUUGUGCUCUUAAUCUCCUCGGACUCUGAUUUCAUUCCAACUGUGGACUUCUUGAGAGAAAACAAGUUUGUGAUUCUCUUAGCUCAACAGGAAGCCAAGGCCCCUAACCGUCUUAACAACUGUCUUAACAAGGACUUCCGCAACCACUGUCAUUACACCUACCUUUGGAAGAAUCUGAGAGUUGGAAAUCCCCCAUCGUAUCAGUGUGAUUUUCCGGGAGCUGGGCCAAGAAACUUCUUGGUGUUGAAUACGAGGAACCUCUAA
This is a messenger RNA of Arabis nemorensis, 699 nucleotides long. The record is from the annotation of a GenBank genome assembly. Lineage: Eukaryota; Viridiplantae; Streptophyta; Magnoliopsida; Brassicales; Brassicaceae.